Messenger RNA from Culex pipiens pallens (northern house mosquito), 1745 nucleotides. RefSeq names its product cytochrome P450 4d2-like. The record is from RefSeq and is a predicted model, not a curated record. Gene Ontology annotation, molecular function: heme binding; oxidoreductase activity, acting on paired donors, with incorporation or reduction of molecular oxygen; monooxygenase activity. The coding region runs from base 135 to 1652 and encodes 505 amino acids. Lineage: Eukaryota; Metazoa; Arthropoda; Insecta; Diptera; Culicidae. The transcript is spliced from 5 exons.
GGUGCAGUCUGCCAACUGGGGCAGACCUAGUUUAAUGUGCGCUUUGACUUACUAUUUAUAAAUACGGUGAUUUAGAAGAUGUAGAUUCGCUUAUCUAACGCUAAGUGUUUGUUUUGAUUGGUUACGCCAAAAGGAUGGCACUUUCGUUGCUGGAGUGGUUCACGGCACUAAUAGUGGCAGUACUGAGCGUCAACUAUCUGCUGGUUCGACGGAACUUGAAGUACUGCCACCAGUGGCCUGGACCGGCUGCGUUCCCGCUGAUCGGAUGCUACUAUUUGUACUUUAACAAGAGUCCGGAAGACACCUGGUCCUUCAUAACGAACCUCAGCCGGAAGUAUGGCAAGCUGUUUUGCGUGUGGAUCGGCAGCCGGCUGGCACUGUUCUGCAGCAACCACUCGGACACGGAAACGGUCCUCAGCAGCCAGAAGUUGAUCCGGAAGAGCGAGCUGUACAAGUUUCUGAUCCCGUGGCUGGGCGAUGGACUGCUGCUGAGCACCGGGCAGAAGUGGUUCAACAAGCGGAAGAUCCUGACGCCGGCGUUUCACUUCAGGAUUCUGGAGCAGUUUGUCGAGGUGUUUGACAAGCAGGGCACGGUUCUGGUGCAGAGGUUGAGAGAGCAGGCUACCGGGAAGCUGGUGAACAUCUACCCCUUUGUGACGUUGGCAGCGUUGGAUAUUAUCUGUGAAACUGCCAUGGGCACCUCGAUCAACGCUCAAACGGAUACCGACUCCAAGUACGUACGAGCGGUUACGGAGCUGAGCUACCUUCUAGCAGGUCGCUUCAUGAAGGUUUGGCAAAGGUCGGACUUUUUGUUCAACCUCUCCGCGGAUAAGAAGCGUCAAGACAGGGUGAUAAAGGUGUUGCAUGACUUCACAACCUCGAUCAUUCGAUCGAGAAGGGAGGAACUGUUGGCCGGGAAGAUCGAAACGGAUGAUACCGUGGAUGAAGAGGGCGUUGGAACCAGGAAGAAAAUGGCGUUCUUGGACGUCCUGCUGCAAGCUACGAUCGAUGGGCGACCAUUGACCGAUAAAGAAAUCCAGGAGGAGGUAGACACCUUUAUGUUUGAGGGACAUGACACGACGACGAUCGCGAUCACGUUUACUCUGAUGUUGCUGGCCAAACAUCCGGAUAUUCAGGAGAAGGUCUACCAAGAGGUCACGGAGAUCAUUGGGAAGGACCUAAACGCGCCCACGACUUAUCGCAACCUACAAGACAUGAAGUACCUGGAGUUGGUGAUCAAGGAGUCGCUUCGGUUGUACCCACCAGUACCGAUCAUCGGACGGAAGUUUACGGAAAAGACUGAGAUUGAUGGCAAAGUGGUUCCGGAGGACUCUAACUUCAACGUUGGUAUCAUUCUGAUGCAUCGCGAUCCAACGCAGUUUGAGGAUCCGGAACGGUUCGACCCGGAGCGGUUUAGUCCAGAACGGACAACCGAGCUCAGUUCACCGUACGCGUAUAUCCCGUUCAGCGCAGGGCCAAGAAAUUGUAUUGGUCAAAAGUUCGCCAUGCUGGAGCUGAAGAGCACCCUUUCGAAGAUCAUCCGCAACUAUCGGCUCACGGAAACCGGCCCGGAACCAAAGCUGAUCAUCCAGCUGACGCUGAAGCCCAAGGACGGCUUGAAGGUUGCGUUCGUACCGCGUGAUGCAGCAUAACGAUUAUUUUACAACCCAAACAGAGAGACUUAUUGAAUAGCAGGUUUAUUGUGAUAUGUUUUUAACGGUUUUCAAUAAAUGUUUUCAAAAUGG